Eimeria maxima is the source of this 660-nucleotide messenger RNA. RefSeq lists its product as hypothetical. The transcript is spliced from 2 exons. The coding region runs from base 1 to 660 and encodes 219 amino acids. The record is from RefSeq and is a predicted model, not a curated record. Lineage: Eukaryota; Apicomplexa; Conoidasida; Eucoccidiorida; Eimeriidae.
AUGGCUCACUUGUUCAGGCUAACUCGGGCCUUCUUUUUGCCAAGCGCCUGCACUAGAGAGGUGAUUUUUCGGCUUUCUACUGCAGCAGGAGUAUCCCGUGCUGCGGAGAGCGCCCCGCCACUGCUUAGGACAGGGAGCCAAGAACCCUCCACAAGUGUCCCAGGGGGCCGGUCGUGUAGCAGCAACUUGCGGCACUUUAAUUCCUUUGAAGAGAUUGUAGAUGCCAACUGUGGUGCGAAUGACCCAGUAUAUCAGCACCUAUCGGAGCGCAGCAUUGAUGCCUACACGGCAGACAAAGAGACCGUCGACGCGCAACUGCUGCCUGUGUUGAAGGAGAACAAGCUUGUGUUGUUUCUGGAGGGCACUGUAGAUAGCCCUAAAUCACUUCUGUCUUUGAACGUCGUCAAAAUGCUCACGCAGCUCCAAGCUGUCCCUCUUGUGGCCAUCGAUGUCACAGCCCACCCAGCGAUCCUGGGAUUCGCACUCACUCACGGAAGGAAGAACCGGUGUCCGCUUUUAUUUUUGGAUGGAGUAUGCCUUGGGUCUCAUGACGCGUUGUUGCAUCUCUACCAAAGCGGAGCAUUGGCAAGGCAGGUCGCCGGCCGGUUACCACCUACAAGUCCGUACUUCGCAGGCGAGCUGCCCAUUGCGCUGUAUUGA